AUGGCUAAAAAAUCUAAAAUGGAUCGCGAAAGUGACGAUGUGUUAAAUAUAUUGCAAAGGUUCGGUAAAUAUCAAAUAGUUCAGUAUUUCUACAUUUUAGUUCCGACUGUAUUCAUAUCUAUGGGCAAUGUUAACUACGUUUUUGUCGCUGGAGAUAUUGACUAUCGUUGCGCAGUGCCGGAGUGCGAUGCAGUUGACAAUUCGUUUUCACCAUCAUGGUGGCAAGAUUCAAGCGGAUCAUUGAGUUCGAAGUUAAAUCGUUGUAACAUGCCUAUAUUAAAUGUAACAUAUUUAAAUGAAAACCAUUGCGACAAUAACAGCUUCACAUCAGCAACCACUGAAUGUAAAGAAUGGAUCUAUGGCAGCAACAAGACAAUUGUCGCUUGGCUAGACCUGGCUUGCAGUCCAUGGAAAACAAAUUUGGUCGGCACAAUACACAGCAUAGGAUCAGUUUUCGGAAUGUUGCUUGGAGGUUGGGCUGCAGAUCGUUUUGGGCGAAAGUCUACAUAUAUUGUGACAAGUAUGGGAAUCAUCAUUGGAAACAUAAAAACAUUUAUUCGAUCAUAUUACGGAUAUUUAGCCGCUGAAUUUAUAGAAUCUAUUAUAUCAGGUGCCGCGUUUGCAGCUGGUAUGGUUUUAAUAAUCGAAAUAAGCGGAAACAAUCAAAGAAUACUUUCAGGUGUAUUAUACGCUUAUGCGAUUUAUGUAGGCGAAGCAAUAAUCGCUGGCAUAGCAAUGUAUGUACCUGCUUGGCAUUGGAUUAUUUACGUUGUCUGUACUCCUCCGAUAUUAUUUAUAUUUUAUAUCAUACUGUUAGAGGAGAGUCCACGUUGGCUUGUCUUGAAUAAUAAAUUAAAUAAUGCGAGACGUUUACUGAAAUUGAUUUCGAAAUCUAAUAACAUUAAAAUAAAUCUUAAUGAUUUGGAUGAACUGGACGAAGCGAAACUAAGACAAAUCUGUAAAGUAGAGAAAGAAUCAAAGAAAGAGGGAUAUCGGGAAGCGUUAGCAUCCGUGGAUAUGUUAAAGAGAGUGUCAAUCGUGACCGUGGCAAGAUUUACAGUGACAUUUAUUUACUACGGUCUAGUUGCGAAUUCGGUUUGGUUACCGGGAAAUAAGUAUGUGAAUUACGUUCUUACGGCGUUAAUGUCGUUUCCCGGUGACAUAUUACCAUUGUACUUUAUGAACAAAUUUGGAAGAAGGUGGCCGUUAUUUUAUGGAUAUAUUAUAUGCGGAAUGGCUUGUGUUUCUUCUGUUUUUGUACCAGAAUGUAUGUAUAAAAAUCUCUACUAA
Vanessa tameamea is the source of this 1290-nucleotide messenger RNA. RefSeq names its product solute carrier family 22 member 2-like. Gene Ontology annotation, molecular function: transmembrane transporter activity. Lineage: Eukaryota; Metazoa; Arthropoda; Insecta; Lepidoptera; Nymphalidae. Gene Ontology annotation, cellular component: membrane. Bases 1 to 1290 code for a protein of 429 amino acids. The record is from RefSeq and is a predicted model, not a curated record. Gene Ontology annotation, biological process: transmembrane transport. The transcript is spliced from 5 exons.